Condylostylus longicornis is the source of this 1417-nucleotide messenger RNA. Its product is annotated as charged multivesicular body protein 7. NCBI's taxonomy places the organism in Eukaryota, Metazoa, Arthropoda, Insecta, Diptera, Dolichopodidae. Gene Ontology annotation, cellular component: ESCRT III complex; multivesicular body. The coding region runs from base 91 to 1395 and encodes 434 amino acids. The transcript has 4 exons. The record is from RefSeq and is a predicted model, not a curated record. Gene Ontology annotation, biological process: vesicle budding from membrane; late endosome to vacuole transport via multivesicular body sorting pathway.
GUUAUCAGUGUAUAAUUUCAGAUGAAAAAUUAUAAUUUUUAAAGUUCUUUGUUCAGUGUUGUUUUAGUUUUUGAUUUAUUUUUAAAUACCAUGACACAAAACAAUAAAUUUAAGAAACCGGAUUGCUGGGACGAUGAUGAACGAAUGAACGCUUUGUUUCAACCAUUUAGACCAAGGCAGGUGAACCCACAUAAUUUCGACGCAAAACUUAAAUUUUGGGAAGAUUUAAUAUAUGAGUAUUGCAAAUACCAAAAAGGAGAUCCCAGUUUUAGUAAAAGCGAAAUCCAAUUGAGUUUUAAAAGGAAGGAUAAAUUAGCAUUAUGUUUGGACACUGUAAUAGAGGAUAUGAUUUCACAAAAAAUAAUUCACAAAAUGGAUGACCUUUUAAGUAACCCCUACAAUACUUGGACUAUGUGGGCCGUAAAUAGCUUUGUGAAAAACCCAGUUAGAUGGGGAUUAAGCAGAGUUUGGGGUAAAACAAGUGUUGAUACGGAAGAUACAAAAUAUUAUCAUGCAUCUGUUUUAAAGGAGUUAUCCGAUGAGCUUAUGAAUGUCUUAAUGAAUCAUCAAGGAAAAGUUUUGAAAACUGAAGAUCUUUUAGCAAUAUUAAAACCAAAAAUGCAAUUGAAUAAUAAUGGAUUAACAAUAUGUUUGAUUAAUUUAUAUCAUAAUCAUAAAAUUUUAGUAGAUUUUGAAAUUGUUAAAGGACAUAUUAAAAUAAAUCUAAUUAAAGUGCCUGGUAAAGACGGGACAAAGGAAACAUUUACCGAAUAUGAUAAAACUAUGGUUAAACUAAAAGAAACUAAAGAUGCUCUUGAAGAUCAAGUAACAAAUUUAGAAAAUGAAAUAUCAAAAUAUCAUCAAUCAGCUAAAAAAUGUAUUUCUGAAAAAAAUCAAAGAAUGGCUAAAGUUCAUUUAAAAAAGAAGCUUUUUUUACAAGAUCAAUGUGAUAAAAAAUCAAAUAUUCUUCAUAAUGUUGAAACUCUUAUAGCUAAUAUGGAAGAUGCUCAAUCAAAUGGUGAAAUUCUUAAUGUGUAUAAAAUGGGAACUGAUUCCUUAAAAUCUGUUAUGUCAACAAAUGGUCUUACAAUAGAAAAUGUAGAUGAAAUAAUGUCAACUAUGAAAGACAUUACAGAAGAGCAUACAGAAAUUCAAAAUGCUAUGUCGAAUAUAGAUAAUACUUCAAUGUAUGAAAAUGAUGGUUCUCUAGAGAAUGAAUUAGCAGACAUUCUUGCUCAAAACUCCAUUGAUUUGGUGAAAGAAAAAGAAAACAGUCAUAUUGACAACGAGAAAUUAGAAUUGGAAAAAGAGUUGAUUGAUUUGUUAGAAAACUUAGAAGUUGAAACAUCAACACCCGCUAAUCUAUCAACGAUUUCUCUUGAAAAAACAACUUAAAGAUAAAUCAACAAUAUGUUAA